This is a messenger RNA of Parasteatoda tepidariorum (common house spider), 874 nucleotides long. RefSeq names its product astacin-like metalloprotease toxin 5. Gene Ontology annotation, molecular function: metalloendopeptidase activity; zinc ion binding. The record is from RefSeq and is a predicted model, not a curated record. Gene Ontology annotation, biological process: proteolysis. Lineage: Eukaryota; Metazoa; Arthropoda; Arachnida; Araneae; Theridiidae.
GCUGAAAAGAAGAUAAUUUAAUAACCCAUAUCUACACUAACUUAAUUACGAAGUUCAAAUUCACGCUGAAACCAUGAAUAUUAUUCUGUUCUUCGCAAGUUUACUGUCUGUUUCUUUAGCGGCUAUUGUUCAGCUGAGUCCAGAAGAUGAAGAAGUGGCAAGAGCAGCUUUGCAAAAUCCUGACUUGUUCGAAGGUGACAUAGCUGGUAUUGAUGGACGCUUCGACUCUGAGCGAAGUGCUAUCGUUGGAUCUCAUUUCAGAUGGCCAAAUGCAACUGUACCAUAUGUAAUUGAUUCAUCGUUAGGUAACAAACUUAAAGUUAUUCAGGAAGGAAUUGAUGAUUAUCACAAACACACUUGCGUGAAGUUCGUUUACAGAACAAAUGAGCAUGACUACGUCAGGAUGUUUUUUGGAAAUGGGUGCUAUUCUCAAGUUGGUACAAUUGGUGGUUCACAAGAUUUAUCUCUUGGUCAAGGAUGCCACUAUGCGGGCACAGUUGUUCAUGAGUUGGGACACGCCCUUGGAUUCUACCACGAGCAGAGCAGAUCAGACAGAGAUUCAUAUUUGAACAUCUAUCUCGAAAACGCAUUCGCGAGUGCGCAAUUUAACUUUUUCAAGCUUGAUCCAUACCAAAACAUUUUGUACAAUGAAUUCGACUAUGAUUCCAUUAUGAUCUACGGAAACACAGCAUUCUCUAAGAACGGACAAAACACCAUGGAGGCUAUGAACGGACAGCGAUUGUUAGACCCCUAUAACAAGAGAGGAAUGACCAAAAGUGAUAUCGAUAGAAUCAAUGCAAUGUACAAUUGUUAAAAAUUCUUACAACUGUACAAGAAAUGUUAACUAACAAAAUAAAAAUAUAUAUUUUUAUUA